This is a messenger RNA of Mugil cephalus (flathead mullet), 599 nucleotides long. It is a transcript of the gene hint1, whose product is annotated as histidine triad nucleotide binding protein 1. Gene Ontology annotation, biological process: purine ribonucleotide catabolic process. The record is from RefSeq and is a predicted model, not a curated record. The coding region runs from base 59 to 439 and encodes 126 amino acids. The transcript has 3 exons. NCBI's taxonomy places the organism in Eukaryota, Metazoa, Chordata, Actinopteri, Mugiliformes, Mugilidae. Gene Ontology annotation, molecular function: hydrolase activity. Gene Ontology annotation, cellular component: cytoplasm; nucleus.
AGAAAGAACCGAAGGCGACGCAGCCGCAGACCUUCCGCAGUCUGCUGUUCAUCCCAACAUGGCUGACGAAACGGCUAAGGCGCAAGUCGCCCAGCCGGGUGGAGACACGAUAUUUGGAAAAAUAGUCCGCAAAGAGAUUCCUGUCAACUUCAUCUAUGAAGAUGAUCAGUGUGUGGCCUUCCCUGACAUUUCGCCACAAGCUCCUACUCACAUCCUAGUCGUCCCUAAAAAGCCAAUUAUUCAGCUGUCACAGGCCGAGGAAAGCGAUGCUGCAUUGUUGGGCCACAUGAUGAUCGUCGCAAAAAAGGUCGCUCAAGAUGCAGGCCUGUCUAAAGGAUACAGAAUCGUCGUCAACGACGGACCUGAUGGAGGCCAGUCUGUCUACCACAUCCACAUCCACGUCCUCGGUGGACGCUGUAUGGGCUGGCCCCCCGGCUAACCUCUUGUCUUCCUGCACAGUCCGACCUGCCAUACGUGUUCACGUCUCAAAUCUGAUAUCCUGUACUGUUAAAUCUAUGCUAAAUUCAUUUGUCAUGUGUGACAAGAGUCAAAACAAAACCUUGGAGUUCAUCUGUGGUAAUAAAGUUCACAACAGUUGA